AUGUCGGCGCGGCGGGCGUCCAAGAGCCAGCACGCGGCGGCGACGCCGAGGAUCAUCAGCCUCAACCUGGCGAGGAGGUCGGGCGGUGGGAGGCCCAGCCGGGGCGCGGGGCGCGCGCAGCCCCGCCCGCCGCCGGCGAGGCCGGUCAACCUCGGCGCGCUGUUCGAGAUGGAGCGCCGCGUGCGCGGGCUGGAGUCCGCGCCGGCGUCGCCGCCUCCGUGCUCCCGGGCAGCGCCGCGGUCGCAGGAGGACGCCGAGGAACAAGAGGAGAAGUGGCGGUUCCAAGCGGAGAUCCUCCGCGCCGAGUGCAACUUCCUCCGCAUGGAACGCGAGGUCGCGCUCCGCAAGCUCGACCGCCACCGCGGCCAGAUGGAGGCCGCGCUCAAGUCCGCCGUGGAAACGCUCGUAUCGGGGAGGAAGAAGAUGGACGGGAAGGGCGACGUCGGCGUGGCGGCGGCGCUGGACGAGGGGAUCGAGGACCUCGAGGAGAUGAUGGAGGAGCUGCGGGUGGAGAAGGAGAGCGGGAGGAGGGCGAUGAGCGGUGUCCGUGAGCUGCAGCGGAGCCACGGGAGGAACUUCGAUCGGCAGGCGUCCUCGCUCCGCCGGCGCCUCGAGAAGAUGCCGCCGGCCGACCCCGAGCCCUGCAUCAAGGACAUCCGCGAAAUCGCCCUGCCAGUCCCCGCGCCACCACCACCACCACCACCACCACCGGCUGAGCAAAGCGACGACGAUGAACGCGUCCACAGCGCCAACACCUCCGAUGUGGAAAUGCUGAGGAUGAAGAUGGAGGGGAUGUCAAAGGGCAUGCGCGAGCGGAUGGCGGAGUACAGCCGGCGCCUGGAAGCCGUUGCCUCCGGCGACAACACUGGCUGCCAGUCAAGGAAAUGCAGCAACCGGCACAGCCGAAAGGCGAGCGCGAGCAGCCAGAGAAGCUGGAGCGGGGGCAGCACAGCGAGCAACGGCAACGCGCCGUCGACCAUCGACGCCGGCCCGCACGGGCGCAGCCGCCAGAACGUGGCGGCGGAGAAGCGUCAACAGCAGCACAUGAUUAUGGCUGAAGAGUGCAAAUUGGUGGGCUCGGCAAGUUGCUGCGACUGCAGGGAAAUCGUGUGGAAGAUAAUGGAGCAAGUAAAGGCAGAAUCUGAUCAAUGGACUGAGAUGCAAGAUAUGUUGGAGCAGGUGAGGUUGGAGAUGCAAGAGCUGCAAUCUUCCAGAGAUACAUGGCAGCAUCGGGCUAUGGCUUCUGACAUCAGUCUACGCUCCUUGAAUUCUCAAAUACUGGAGUGGAAAAAUCAGGCACAAGCGUCCGAACAGCGUGUGGAAGAGCUGCAUAGGAAGAUUUCAGAGCUCGAAAGCAAGCUACACACUUUCAAAGCCCACUUACCAACCCCAGCUGCUAUUCCUAUUCCUAACCAAAACCAAUGGUCAGAUGCGUGCAAGAUGGAGAACCCAAGAGCAAAGCCUCAGCACCAGCGAUCCCAGGAACCCGGCAAGGAGGAGAUCAAGAAGCACGUCCUCAUCUGCCGCGUGAAGCACUCACCCAGCAGCGUGCUGCCGAAGCGGUCGCCAUUCCAGGAUAUCGGCAACAUCAGCUUGCCGCGGCAUCGGUGA
Miscanthus lutarioriparius is the source of this 1611-nucleotide messenger RNA. The record is from the annotation of a GenBank genome assembly. Lineage: Eukaryota; Viridiplantae; Streptophyta; Magnoliopsida; Poales; Poaceae.